AUGGCUCCAUACUCGUUCCAACCCGUUACUAUCAGUCAUAACCCCGGCGAGAAUGAGGCCACCACAGUGAUCCUGAAGCUAUGGUACAAUAAGGCCGAACUUGAGCAAAUAAUCGAGAAUCUGCCUCCGGGCUUGACAAUUAACUGCUGGACAAUUGUCCUUAGCAAACUCAAGGGUGUCGUUGGUAUGGAAAAUGUGGUUGUUGGCAAAGAAUUGCACAUCAACUGA
Messenger RNA from Penicillium crustosum, 228 nucleotides. RefSeq lists its product as uncharacterized. Bases 1 to 228 code for a protein of 75 amino acids. The record is from RefSeq and is a predicted model, not a curated record. NCBI's taxonomy places the organism in Eukaryota, Fungi, Ascomycota, Eurotiomycetes, Eurotiales, Aspergillaceae. The transcript has a single exon.